GGCUCCGGCUUCGGCUUCGGCUUUGGCUUCAGCUACUGUUUGGGCUUCGGCUACUUUCGGUCUCGUUUUCGGUGCUGCUCAGGUUUCGGCUGGUGAACCGCGAACCGUACCGUGCUGUGCCCUGCCGUGCCGUGCCGCGAAUCUGUCUGCAGCCGCUUGCUGUAACCUGACGCCGCCAGAGCCACUCUGUUAUUUGUGCGUGCGCGUUGCCAAUAAACGGGCAGCGGCUUCAGCUCCUCUGCUCCUCUGGCCAAGUGGCGUAGCCGAUUUGUGUGAUAAAAGUGUGAAUUUUGAUUGCCAUUGUACUCUAAAAUAUCAACCAAACUAAACAAAACUCCAAGUGUUUAUCCCAUUUCCAACAACAACAAUAACAACUGAAAUUGAAAUAACAAUGAAAGAAGAACAAUCGAAAUAGCAAAUACAAAAAAAAUGCAGUCGAAAUGACAGCGAAAUUUCGAUGAGAAACAAGAACAGGAUCUUAAAUCGAAAAAAAAACACCUUCAGCUUCGAUCGAAGUUUUAAUUAUUGUUUAAUUGCAACAAUAAUAAAAAAAAACAAAAUAUCACCAACAGUUAUCGAAAUGGAAACUAAAAAACCACCAAAAUCGAAAUUGCAACUAAACCAACAACUAAUAUCGAUAUAAAAAUUACAUAUACAAUCUAAAAACCAACUAUGAUAACAAAAAUUCAACAACAAUCCAUAUUAAAACUACACCAACGACUAAUAACGAAAUUAAAACUGCAACAAAAAACGAAAUUUUAACUACAACUAAAACAAAUCAACAACACUCCACUUUAAAACUACACCAACAAAUAAAAUCGCAAAACCAAUUACACCAACGAAUAAAAUAUAAAUCAAAUUCAACAAGAAAAUCCAAAUUACAACAUCAACAAAUAAAAUGAUUAUAUACUCAACAACGAUCGACAUUAGGCUAUACCAACAAUCGUGAAAAAAAUAAGAAAACAAAAAAAUCAACAAUAAAUUUAAUAAACAAUGUAUAGUUCCUGCUACGUAGCUUUUUUGUAAAUGUGUAUGCGAGUGCGAGUGAGUGAGAAUGUUGCUAGAGAAAAGGACAGGUAGCGCAAAUGAAUUCCAAGAAACCCACAACCAGCACCAACACCAUUGCCAUCGCCUCCAAAAACUGAGAAGACAUCGAAAAAUACGCCCUACUGAAGGAGGAGUGCCAGAGGCGGAGGAAACGGCACCCGGAGGAGGUCCCUAGAGCCCCAAUCCUCGUAGGUAGCUGAAAUUGCAUAGGAAAAGGUAACCAAAACCCUCCCCAGGAAGGAACCACAAGGAACCACCAAAACCACACACACACAAAGAACAUGGAACGCAUGUGGCGGAAAGUCAACCACAGCCUGCGCAACACGAAAUCCCAGAACCAGCAACAGCAGCCGAAUGCUGGCAGCGUCAGUAGUGGCGGUGGUGCCGCCGUCGCCAUCGUCUGUGGAGCCAAUGCCGCCACACCACAGUCGACCGAUACCAUCAACUCGGCGGGUGGGUUCGGCGAUGGGCAGCUGGUAGUUGCCGUUCAGGGAUUGCCCGGGGCAGCAGCGACGUCCGGAGGGGCGGCGGCAACGACUGCAACUGUCACUGCCAAAGGAGGCAGCAAUGCCACCGGGCGGCGUUUGGCCAGCAGCGGCCAAACCUUGCCGGUAUCCGGCGGCGCCAGCAAGUCGCUCAGCCAGCAUGUCCUGCAGACGCGGACCGCCUCCUCGGAGCGGCGUCGGCGACGCAGGCGCAAGAGCCGGCCCCGACGCGGCGGUGGCAUGGGAGCCGUCACCAGUUGCGUGGGCGAUCCGAGCGGCGAUAAUAUGUCAUCUUCCGGCGGCUUCUACACUCUGAAGGACCACCACCAGUACUAUCGUCACGGGCACCAUGGCCACGGAGCCGCCGGCGGUGGAGGGUCUGGCUCUUCGCGUCGCCUCUUCGCUACCUCAGCGCCCAGCGGUACCGUGAUGAUGUAUCCCAAUCCCCAGCGAGCACCCACCCUGACAGCGGCCGGUGGAUCUGGAUCUGGAUGUGGUGCUGCCGUAGGAGGCGGAUCCGUUGCCGUUGCCACUGUUGGGGCCGGGGCUGUGGCCCAGCCGGACAUCUCUUUGCGGCAGCGAGCGGUGGCCAAGCUGCGGAUGUUCAACUUCCACCUCAACUGGGAUCUGCACAUGACGCACUGCAAGCCCUGCGGACCCCGGCUGAGUGGGAGUGGCAACAUCAUCACCCGCCGCCUGUGCCGCAACCGGAGGCGGGAGGACAACGAGCUCUACCGCUCCAACAGCUUCAAGUUCGAGCGCUUCGAGCGCAAGGAGUGCCUCCAGGAGCUCUCCAACACAUUGCAGAAGCAGAUUGCCAUCUGUGAUGAUUACAGCCUGCCCGUAGACUUUGUUAAAAAACGACCGUCCAGCUUCGAUCCGUGCCUGGCGGAGGCGAUACCAACGAAUCCCGAGCACUGGAUAGUCCCCAGUCCCCAGCAAACGGAGUUUCUGCCAUUCAGUGAAGCCCAACAAGCGACGCAGCAACCUGCAGCAGCAGCAGCAGCAGCAGCAGCAGCAGCGGCAGCACCGCCCCUACCGCCGCCACCGCUUUGCCCGGUUCCCUCGGCCACUUUGCCCAUUCAGCAGCCGCCAACGGCAGCGGCAGCAUCUGCAGCAGCAGCAACCCAGCAGCAGCAGCAGCAGCAGCAGCUGAACAACAACAACACGAACAUCGGCAACCACUCGGUGCACCAGCAGCAGCAGCAGCACCUCCACAACAACACCACCAACAACAACAACACGUUGCCAGUUGGGGCACAACAAGUGCAGCAUCAGCAGCUACAGCAGCGUGCAACAUUGCAACAUCCGCCGCUGCCCAACAGCAACAUCAAGCAGGCCUCAGUGAAGCUUAUCGAAGGCUACUCCGAUCCGAAGGACACGCGCCACCAGAGCGGCAACGGCCACCACAAGAAGGUGUACCACAAGAAGGCCAAGCGCCGCACGGCCCCGAGCCACAAGCGCCACCAACAGCAGCAGCAGCAGCAACAGCAGCCGCAGCAGUUGCAACAUACAUUGCCCACGCCGCGCAGCGCCCAACUGCAUCUGCAGCAGCUGCAGCGGCAUUCCACGUACAACAACAACAACGACCAGCAGCACCAGCGGAAGGAUAAACGGAACAGCCACUACGAUUCGGACUCCUCUGCGCCCAAGUCCUCCGACGAGGAGGCGGACAUAGACGAGGAGGCCGAUCAGCCGCAGCAGCAACAGCCACAGCCACAGCAGGCUCCAUCCCAGGCUGCAGCGCCGGGAACAACUCCUGGAGCGGUGGUUCUCAAUUCGCCGGACUCCAUAUCGGACGAUCUGGUGCGCCCGCUGCCGCCCCAACUGCAGCGGAGUCCACGAAAGCUGACCGUCGCCCCGGCAGCAGAGUACAGCAAGCGCCAGCCUUCACCCUACUACUACUCCGAUCUUCUCAAGAGCCGCGACAAGGACAAGGACAGGGACAAGGACAAGGAGGCCAAGCAGAAGUGCCGCCAGUCGACGGCCAGCGAGCCGCCGCAGCUGAGAGCGGAGCUUCCGUGCCUGGGUGGUUACCGCAAGAGCUCCAGCUUGGAUGUGCCCCAGCAGGAGCACGGAGAGGAGCCGCAGCCAUCAGGAGCAGCAGCAGCAGCAGCAGGAGUAGGAGAUAGCGACCAGGACAACGACAACAAGGACAACAACGACGACAACAACGACAACAACGAGCAAAGGGAGGUCGAGGGAGUCCGAGAGGGAGAGGAGCGGACAGAGGACAACGAUCAUCUCGAGGAGGAAGAGGAGUCCGAGGAGGCACCCGGCGGCGACCAGUCGACGCCCAAGCGCUACAGCUUCACGGAGGAGGGUGUGCACAUCAUCCGGUGCGAGACGCCCAGCACCAGCACCUCGGAGGAGUCCGACUGCAGCGAGUGCCUCAAGCGGCGCGAGUGGCAUGCCCGGGCUCUGGCCCUAGUCCGCAAGACCUGCAACGUCCAGCCGCGCCACCACUCCCAGUCCCAUCCCGAUCCAUCGACUGGGAGCGAGCUCCAGCUGCAGCUGCAACACUGCGACGCCGGCGAGGGGGAACUGCUCAAGUGCUGUCCCCCGCCUCCUGCGAGCGCCAACGCCCCGAAUCCCACAGCCGCGACCCGCGACCCAGCAGAGCCUUCGGCGCCGAUGCCACCGCACCGUCUGCUCGGACCAGCAGCCGUGUGCGGAGCCUGUGUAGCCGCCCCCCCAGCCGGAGCCGGAGGAGGAGCUGGAGGUGGACUGAGCGAUGAGCCGGAGGAGGAGCUCGAGGAGUACUUCCGGCCGCGCAGCAUCUUCUACGUGCAUCCGCAUGGCGUGCACGAGUGCGCCGAGUGCGCCCCGAUCCCAAUCCCGAUCCCGCUGCCCCUGCCGCUGCCACUGGCCCGUCCCGAGAAGCUGCCACUGAGCCUCAGCGGACACUCAGCCGCGCAGUCCGUCAACACGCUCGAUCUCUACGGGGACGACGAGCGCGAGGAGGAGGACGACGACGACGACGACGACGACGACGACGAGGACGACCCGGACUCGGACAUAAUGACCAGCCGCAGGCGGCAGAUCUACGAGACGGCCUUCGACUGCAAGAUAGCCAAGUCGGAUGACGACCUGGACGAGGUGGACCGCAUCACCAACCACUCGGUGCUCCUCCAGCUGAGCAACGGCAACGGCAACAGCGAGACCGUCGCGGCGGCUACGGCUGCAGCCUCGGCCGCCAAGGCCAAGAGCCGCCUCGAGUGCAAGCGAACAAAGAACUCCAAGAACCAGGCCCUCCAGGAGCAGAACAGCGAUGGCCAUGGCCACGCCCACGUCCAGGUGCAUCAGGUGCAGGCGGAACUGGGAAAUCUGCAGCUCGAGGAUCGGGAUCACCAGAAUCAGAACCAGAGCAGCGACCCAGUGGCGGUGGCGGCGCCGGUAGGAAGUGGAGCCAGUGCCUCCAGCACGCAGCAGCUGCCGGUGCGGGGCUACACGCCCUCCCCGCCCUCGACGGCGCCACUGCCUAUGAAAUUUCCCGGAAAGCAGGAGCGCUACAUGAACAGCAUCAAAAGCGCCCCCAACCUGCCCGCCGCCAAUCCGGCGCAUCCGCGACUGCGCGACCUGCGCCUUCCCCUCCAGGGGAUGCGUCUCCAGCAGCCGCAGCAGCAGCAGCUGUGCGCCUCCAGUAACGACAACAGCCUCACCGACAGCGCCUACGUCAAUCCGCCCUCGACCAACUCGAACUCCGCCUCGGCCGGGGCCUCGGCCUCCGCUUCAGUGUCCGUCACCGCUUCCGCCUCGGCUGCCGCCCGGCGGCCGCGCUCCUUUGUGCUGGAGUCGGGUCGAGUCCUGGAACUGCGGCGCAGCGCCCAGCCCCACCCGCAGCAGCAACGCCAGCACCACCACCACCACCAUCAUCAUGCCGCAGGCGUAUCGGCCGGACGUCGCACCCGCCAUGGCCACGGCCACGGCCAGGCGCAGGGCCAGGGGCACAACUACAGCUCCACGGAGUCCAUAGCCACCUCGAGCAGCGGGGGCAGCAUGGAGUCGCUGCGCUCGAGCACCAGCGAGGGCAACCGGAGCACAUCAAGCUCGGAGUCGCGCCACUCGAGCUCCCUCAGCUCUCACAGCUCGGAGAGCGGCAGCUGCAGCUCCAGCGUGGCCUACCCGCUGCGGCCGGCGCCGCUCCUGCUACACUCCAAGCUGCACAUCCUCAGUCCCAUCUCGGACAAGUCCUCGCAGGAGCCGGCCUCGGCCAGUGCCUCCGAACAGUCGCAGCAGCCGUCCCAGACCCCGUCGCAGGCCCCAGUCCAGGAGGAGCACGAGGCCCUCGUGGCGGGCACCUCCACCUCCACCUCCGCCGGCGCCGGCGCCACCUCCGCUCCGCUUUCGUCCAAGCAGCAGCGCAACCAGCGGGGAGGAGGAGCGGCGCCCAACAAGGCGCUGCUGCACCUGGCCGACGAGCUGCUCGGCUCCGACAGCGGCAUCUCGCUCCACUCGCGGGAGGAGGGCAAGCCGCCGCCGGCCCUGGCCCUGCAGCGCCUCACGCUGCCCAAGCUGCAGCUCAUUGGAGCAGAGCCCACCAGCCAGGGAGCAGGCGGCGUAUCCUCGGCAGCAGGAAGCUCGGGCACGGGCACUACUGCCGGUGGAGGCGGAGGAUCUGCAUCAGCAUCAGGAUCGGGCAACGUUGGCAUACCGCAGGAGCUGCGCGACCUGCCCUUCGACAUGCCAAAGCUGCGGCGCCGCAAGACGCUGCAGCAGGAGGCGGCCUGCACCUCCGGCAGCGCCACCUCGGUGGACCUCGGCGAGCUGCCCUUCGACAUGCCCAAAUUGCGGCGGCGCCUGCGCGCCAACCAGGCGGAGAUCAACAACCUGCUGAUGCACAGCACCGAGUCCAGUGGCAUCUCGCAGGCCUCCUCCAGCCACUCGAUGCGGGAGGAUCAGAAGUUGGCCAGCAAGCUGGAUACAGCCCUGUUCCGGCAGAACCUUACGCUGAAUCUGAACGAGCCGCGGCAGGCCACCAAACAGUUCGGCAGCCUCGACCUGCGGGGCCUCAACAGCACCAAGGAGCUGAACAUGAAUCUCUGCCAGGGCUAUGUGACGGCCGUGGAUCUGAUUGAUGUCAGCAUACCACUGGAGCGGCAGGGUUGGUACCACGGCGCCAUUACGCGCAUCGAGGCGGAGACGACGCUCCGUCCGCUGUCGGAGGGCUCCUUUCUGGUGCGGAACUGCGAGUCCACCAAGCAGGAUUACUCCCUCUCUCUCAAGGGAGCCAAGGGCUUCAUGCAUAUGCGGAUUCAGCGCAACGAAACGGGCCAGUACAUCCUGGGCCAGUUCAGUCGUCCCUUCGAUACAGUGCCGGACAUGAUCCGUCACUUCUGCCUCAACCGGCUGCCAGUGCGCGGUGCCGAGCACAUGUGUCUGAUCGAGCCGGUCAUUGCGCAGCUGCUCUAGAAGGGAGGUCCUCGUGGUCCCAGUGGAGGAGCAGCAGUCAUCGCGAUGAUCAUCGCGGAAGGAAACCAAACAGAAUUACAUAUUAAUAGCAUAUAGAGGAUAUAAAGGAUAUAAAACAUACGUAUGCACUAGUUAUAUGCGUAUAUGCGAUAUGCGAUAUGCGAUAGUUUUAAACGCAACUUGCAAUUCUUUUUCUUCCCAUGUUUUUUUUUUGUUUGUUGUUUUUGCAUCAAGUCUUUGUAUAUCGGAUAAACGAUCUACGAAACAGCAAGAAACACCACCCCCUCCCACACCACCCCUCUGACACACAAACACAAACUAUUGUAGUUUAGCGUUUAAAGUACGUAGCACAUUCAGACAAUACCAGCAAAUGACAAAAAAAAACAAAACAAAAAAACAGAACGAUAUUUAUAUAGAAGGCAUAUAUACAAGCAUGACAUGAUGAUAUAUACAACCAUAUAUAGUAUAUUCACGUAUAUAUAUACAUAUAUAUUGAUAUUGAUAUUGAUAUAAAAGAGCACGUGACAACCGUUGCUAGAUGUAGUACAGUGCGGACACACAUACGAUACGAUACGGUACAGAGAAGAACGAGAACAACAUUUUUUUAGAUGUGUUUACACAGACAGCAGCAACAGCAGCAGCAGUAGGAUAGGAUAGGACUACUCCUGAAAGAAGGAGUAGCCAAAAGAGAGCAAUUCACGUUUAGCUAGAGGUUUAUCGUAGAUCGUACACAGAUCGUACUAAAAAUCGAUCGAUACUUAAGCAACUUAAGAAACUUUCUGUAGCACACACUCCACACACCAAACACACUUCUUACACACCCAUGCCGAGCAGGAGCAGGAGCAGGAGCCCCCCUCUGGCUGUAUUUAGGUUGCGAUUUCCGUGUGGCAUGGGGGCACGGAUCAUCGCUUAGGGCACGAUUACUAAGAACUAAGAACAGUUUCCAGUUUCAGCAAGCAACUAUAAAAAUUUGUUGAUUAAUUUUAUGUUACGACGAGGAAAAGGAAAACAGAGACGAGUGCGGGAACGAGAACGAAUCUUAAAUAUGUAUAUCUACGAGUAACGAGUAACGAGUAACUUUAGCAUGGAGGAGCCAUUGUGUCAUUUUUUUUUUGUCUUAGCUGUAGGUCAGAGGUAGGGUAGAGUAGAGGAGGACUCUCUCGUACGCAGAAGUAUGACGCUCAAAGCGCUUUCGGUUGAUGGAUCGAAUCGAUGAAUGAAUGAAUGUAGAUGGAGAGAUGGAUAAUGGAUGAUGGAUGAUAGAUGGACGGGGCAAGGAUAUAGCAACGCAUAUGAAAAGUCGGUUUUAAGUGUUAGUUUCUAAUUGAGGGGAGUGCAAGUGCAAGUGCAAGUGCAGGUGCGAACGAAGGGCAAAACUAUAUAUAUACAUAUGUAUUAUGAAAGCUAACAAAUGAUAUAUAUACUUACUAUUUAUAUUUCUAUAUAUAUACACGAUAUUAAAGAGCAGUCAAUGGUUUUUUGGUUCCAGUUCCAAGAGAAGCAAAGUGUCAGUGUCAGUGCCAGUGGCAGUGCCAGGGUCUCUCCCCAGUGUCUGUCCCAGUGUCAGUGUCAGUGUCAGGAUCUAACUAAUUAUUGUUUCUGGCAGUUUAUGUUCUGUACCACCUUUGUACCGCCGAGCAUUACGAGUAUAUUAUUAUAUUGUAUUGUAUAUACGUGUACGAGUAUUUGUGCAACAACUGAUUUCCAGUCACUUAGUCACUUAUCCAGAGCUAUAUGUUUUCUAUAUGUGUGCCAAAGUAUUACUUACGCUAGUCCUAUGAUGUAUCUUAAUUUCGAUAUGUUGAUUGUUUGUUGCCUAAUUUCUAAUCCCACGCAAUCCGAUGCAGUGCAAUAUACGUUUACCAUUAACAAACCUUUUUGACUAAUUUGUGACUAGUUUAUGAUUAGCUCUAAGUUUUCCAAGCGAGUACGAGUACGAUAUCAAGACCACAUUCCCCAUUCCUGCUUGCAAGGCGAGUCGAGGCGAGGCGAUAGUUUUCCCCAUUUUCCGCACUCCUUUGCACCUGGCCAACGUGUGUAUAGUACGUGUCGGUUAAGAAAGCUGCGUCAAUUUGUAAACGGCUUUUGUAAAUAUACAAGGAAUACAUACAUACAUAUACAUAUACACACCAGAAAACACUUGAGAGUACGGCUCAUGCGUAUGCAUGCGAGUCAGUACGAUUUUAUUUGCAAUACAACCUUUAAGCGUAAGAUUUCAACUUCACAUAGUACGAGUAGCAGAGUAUACAGAUCCAUCUGUUGCAUCGCGAACAGGCAACAGCACCCUAUAACAAUAGCAUACCAUUCCAAAUCAUACCACAUCACACCAUACUAUACCAUAGCGAUGUAUUUGAGGCUUCCGUAGCAUUAAAGAACGAACCAACACCAACCAUAGUAGAACCUCAGGGGGAAACGGAUAUCUGCCAUGCUGGGAUCCACAGGUUCCCAGAAGACAGCACCGCACCCCACAGCACACAUCCGUUCUUCUCCGAUGAGUGUUGAUCAAACAUUCGUUUCCGUUUCCGUUGUGUAUAAAUGUACUUAACCGUGUACUCUAACUAUCUCUCUCUUUCUAUCUAUGGCACCCAAAUAGUAUCUGAUAUCUGAUUAAUUCAAAAAAGUGCAGAGCGAAUACAUAAUUAAACACGAUGAACAGCAACAAAUUUAACAAACAGAAACCCUAAAACAAACCAAAACAACAA
Molecule: messenger RNA, 9646 nt
Organism: Drosophila pseudoobscura
Lineage: Eukaryota; Metazoa; Arthropoda; Insecta; Diptera; Drosophilidae
Gene: hwt
Product: SH2 domain-containing adapter heavyweight
Exons: 10
Coding region: 1329-6944 (1871 amino acids)
Molecular function (GO): phosphotyrosine residue binding
Source: RefSeq, a predicted model, not a curated record